CCUGCUGCGGAAGCGUUCCAAGGUUACCAUGAAUGUUCCAACGUGAUGUGGAGAGUUCGCAGGAGUGGAUGACUACUGGUUAGCUCGGUAUAUAACAGGCCAAAUCCCGAACCAGAAUUACGAUGUUGUGCUGCCAACACCUUCUUGAGACACACUGUUCCAAAACAACGCACAACACCACCGGCCUUGACGUCCCCAUUGUCUCAUCUUGCUCCAAUCAAGAGGAUUGCCCCUAACGUAAUUAAGCGGGGUCCCGUCUCUACUUCGUAAAGGACAUCAAGGUAUUCUUUAUACAUCACAUAUACCAUCCGGUAUAGCUCGGGACUAUUCAGUAAAAUGGAGUCUACUACCAACGGGGCUUUACCCAAACAAGUUUUCUUCUUCGACAUUGAUAACUGUCUCUAUCCAAAGAGCGCCAAGGUCCACGACUUGAUGGCCGAUCUCAUCGACAAAUACUUUGUCACUCAUCUCUCGCUGCCAUGGGACGACGCAGUCCGGCUCCACCAGGAGUACUACCAGAACUACGGUCUGGCCAUUGAGGGGCUGGUACGGCACCACCAAAUCGACCCCCUCGAGUACAACGCCAAAGUCGACGACGCCCUCCCGCUCGACGAUGUCAUCAAGCCACGGCCGGAGCUCAAGAAGCUGUUGGCCGACAUCGACCGGAGCAGGGUCAGGCUGUGGCUCUUCACGAACGCAUACAUCAACCAUGCCAGGCGGGUAAUUCGCCUGCUCGAGAUCGAGGAAUUCUUCGAAGGUAUCACAUACUGCGACUACAGCUCAGUACCAUUCUCCUGCAAGCCGCAGCCCGAGAUGUACCAGAAGGCGAUGCGCGAGGCCGGAGUUGAGAAGCAUGAAGAUUGCUUCUUCGUUGGUGAGUUGUUGUUUCCCGGGCUCGGUAACUUUCUGGUCGAAAACAAAGUACUAACACCGAAACUAGACGACUCAUACCAAAACUGCAAGAAAGCGCAGGAACUCGGGUGGACCGUAGCCCAUCUUGUCGAGGAAGGUGUUAAACCGCCCAGGACACCGGCCUGUAAAUUUCAGAUUCGCCACUUAGAGGAGCUGCGGACAGCCUUCCCGCAAUGCUUCAAGGGAAGCCCAGCGGGAGAAAGUUGAAGACCAAACCAGACAAAGAGGCUCAAGGCCCAUAGACAGACCCAAUUCUGGAUAGAACAAGCGCCUUCAAAAUGGCGCCCAUGAUGCAUGAUAAAUAGAAGAACCAAUUCCUUAAACCCAUUCGAUGUGUCCCAACCCGGAUCACAU
Chaetomium fimeti is the source of this 1266-nucleotide messenger RNA. RefSeq names its product Haloacid dehalogenase-like hydrolase-domain-containing protein. Bases 337 to 1119 code for a protein of 260 amino acids. Gene Ontology annotation, biological process: nucleotide catabolic process; pyrimidine nucleobase metabolic process. The transcript has 3 exons. NCBI's taxonomy places the organism in Eukaryota, Fungi, Ascomycota, Sordariomycetes, Sordariales, Chaetomiaceae. The record is from RefSeq and is a predicted model, not a curated record. Gene Ontology annotation, molecular function: nucleotidase activity.